AUGAAUCCUUCUAAGGCUGAUGUCAGAUUGCCCACGAUUAGAGGGAAUCCCUGGACCAGAGUAUUUGCAAGACAAAAACCAGAACCACUCUUUCUAGAUCUCAUCACUUAAAUGCUCACGUAUUCGCCUAAAACAAGAAUCCAACCAAUUGAUGCUCUUUUACAUCCAUAUUUUGAUGACCUCAGAAAAGAAGGAUUCUCUAAUCAAAAUUUUAAGACCCCCAAUCUUUUCGACUUCAAUAAAUAGGAACUAAGCAUCAAACCAGAACUCUAUUCUAAAUUAGUCCCACAAUGGUAUUAAAAGCUAAACAAAUGAUGAAGAUUCUUCAAAACAAUAUUAUAUAUGUUAUUUAUCUUCUU
Messenger RNA from Paramecium tetraurelia, 359 nucleotides. RefSeq lists its product as uncharacterized. The transcript is spliced from 2 exons. Lineage: Eukaryota; Ciliophora; Oligohymenophorea; Peniculida; Parameciidae. Gene Ontology annotation, molecular function: protein serine/threonine kinase activity. Gene Ontology annotation, biological process: signal transduction. Gene Ontology annotation, cellular component: cytoplasm. The record is from RefSeq and is a predicted model, not a curated record.